Messenger RNA from Drosophila mojavensis, 728 nucleotides. RefSeq names its product ecdysteroid-regulated 16 kDa protein (gene Npc2b). Gene Ontology annotation, molecular function: sterol binding. Bases 120 to 599 code for a protein of 159 amino acids. Gene Ontology annotation, biological process: intracellular cholesterol transport. NCBI's taxonomy places the organism in Eukaryota, Metazoa, Arthropoda, Insecta, Diptera, Drosophilidae. The record is from RefSeq and is a predicted model, not a curated record. The transcript has 3 exons.
GCAGUUGCGCGGACAGCUUGAAAUAAACUGUCCAAAACUAAUUAGCUGACAAGCCAAGGCAAAAAGCAAAAACAAAAUACAGAAAAAUCUAAUUUGAUUUUUCUUCACACUUUGGCAAAAUGAGGUUCAACUCUGCAUUGAUUUUAUUGGGCGCCGCAGUGAUUGGCUUUGCCGCUGCCACCGAUGUGAGGCCAUGCCCGAAAUCCAAAGCACGUGCUCUGGGCCCCGAUGAGGUCACCAUAUCGAACUGUCCCAAGAACAAGUGCAUUCUGAAGCGCAACUCCGAGGCCAGCAUCACGAUGAAGAUCAAGCCGGAGCGUGACUUUGCCGAGCUCACCUCCGAUAUACAGGGCAUCAUCCUGGAUGUGCCGCUGCCCUUCCCCGGCUACUAUGGCACCAGCGCCUGCCCGCACAUCUACGACGCUUCGGGCGAGAACAAGGUGGGCUGCCCGCUGAAGGCCGGCGAGACGUAUACGUACAAGAACAGCUUCAAGAUACUGCCCGUCUAUCCGACGGUCAGUCUGGAGAUCCAUUGGGGCCUCGGCGACAAGGAGGGCGAUGCCGCCUGCUUCCAGAUACCCGCCAAAAUCAAGGCUUAGACGGAGAUCAGAUUGCUUUGCACUUUAGUUCAUAAGCUUUAUUUGUUACUAUUAAAACGUGUUGUAUGUAUAGAAUAAUAGUUACUUUACUUUCGGUUAAGUACAAUUUAAAUUGAUUAUGAAUUUGAA